AUGCAAGUGGAGAGCAUUGGAGGAAAGCGCUAUGUCUUUGUUCUAGUGGAUGAUUACUCGCGAUACACUUGGGUCCGCUUCAUUCGUGACAAAUCUGACACCAUGGCGAGUUUCAAGAUUUGGGCUCUUCAAGUUAUCACUGAGAAAGGAAGCCUCAAGCGCAUACGCAGUGAUCAUGGGGGAGAAUUUCAGAAUGAGGUCAUGACUAAGUUCUGCAAUGAACAAGGCAUAGCUCACCAAUUUUCGGCACCUAGAACACCACAGAUGAAUGGAGUAGUGGAGCGAAAGAACAGAACACUUCAAGAAAUGGCGCGUGCAAUGAUCCAUGGAGGAAACAUUCCUGUGAAGUUUUGGGCUGAAGCAAUCAACACCGCAUGCUACAUCAUCAACCGUGUGUUCAUUCUGAAUGACAAGGAUCAACUUGGAAAGUUCGACUCAAGGAGUGAUGAAGGCAUAUUUCUGGGUUAUUCAGGCAAUAGUUCAGCCUACAGAGUCUUCAAUCUUCGGUCCAAGAUGAUUAUGGAGUCAGUCAAUGUUGUUUUUGAUGAUCGAUCAAUUGCGGCCAUGGGAGACUCUCCAAUAUUUCAUGAACCAGAAGUCAGCGAAGCAGAAACAGAAGCAGAGGAGGUUCGUGAAGAAGAAGAAAAGGUUCAUGAGGAAGUCUCUGACACAGCUCCUGAUGUAGGUCUCCCACUGACACAAGUUCACAGAAAUCAUUCCUCGAACGAUCUGAUUGGAGACAUCACUGAGCCACGAAGGACGAGAGGAAUCAAGAUGAACUAUAAGCAGAUGGUCAGCAUGGCAAUUAUCCAAUUUGAGUGCUUUGUCUCUGCCAUAGAGCCACGAAAUCAUCGUGAAGCACUGGAAGAUGCAGAUUGGAUCAUCUCCAUGGAAGAGGAACUAGAGGAGUUCGUGAGAAACGAUGUAUGGGAGUUAGUGCCACUACCUGAUGGUGUGAAUGUGGUCGGUACAAAGUGGAUCUUCAAGAACAAGACAGAUGAUGCUGGAAGCAUUGUACGAAACAAGUCAAGACUUGUUGCGCAAGGUUACUCACAAGUUGAAGGAGUCGACUUUGAUGAAACCUUUGCCCCUGUAGCUCGUCUUGAGUCUAUCAGACUGUUUCUAGGGAUGGCAUGCAUAUUGAACUUCAAGGUGUAUCAGAUGGAUGUGAAGAGUGCUUUCUUGAAUGGCAUUCUACAAGAGGAAGCUCCAAGAGCUUGGUAUGAGCACCUGACGAAGUUUCUGAUUGACACAGGCUACGUCAGAGGAACUGUGGACAAAACCUUGUUCACACUUGAGAAGAAGAAUGAGAUGAUGAUGGUGCAGAUCUAUGUAGAUGAUAUCAUCUUUGGAGGAACUUCAGAGAAGCUGGUGGAAAACUUUGUGAAGAGUAUGACUAAGGAGUUCAAGAUGAGCAUGGUGGGAGAGUUGAAGUACUUUCUUGGACUUCAAGUGAAUCAGACUGAGAAAGGAAUUUUUAUUUCUCAAAGCACCUAUGCCAAGAAUCUACUGGUGAAGUUUGGUCUUGACAAAUGCAAGGAGGCAAGAACACCAAUGAGCACCACGACAAAGAUUGGAAAGGAUGAACAAGGAGAAGAUGUUGAUGCCAAACCAAAACAGUCCCAUCUUCAAGCGGUGAAGAAGAUCUUGAGGUAUGUCAAGGGAACUGUCAAUCUGGGGAUCUUUUACUCCAAAGGAUCCAACAGAAAUCUUGCUGGAUAUUGUGACGCCGAUUGGGCAGGAUGUGCAGAUGAUCGGAAAAGCACAAGUGGAGGUUGUUUCUUCCUUGGGAACAAUCUUAUUGCUUGGCUUAGCAAGAAGCAGAAUUCUGUGUCACUAUCUACUGCAGAGGCUGAGUACAUUGCAUUGGGAAGCUGCUGCACACAGCUUAUAUGGAUGAGACAGAUGUCAGCCGAUUAUGGGAUGGAGUCUGGACCCUUCUUGGUCUACUGUGACAACAAAAGCGCCAUCGACAUAUCAAAGAAUCCGGUGCAGCACUCAAGGACUAAGCACAUUGACAUAAGACACCACUUUGUUCGUGAAUUGGUGGAAGAAAAACAGGUAGUACUUGAACAUGUUGUCACAGAUUUACAGCUCGCUGAUUUAUUCACAAAACCAUUGGACUUUAACCGUUUUGUCACCUUAAGAAAUUCCAUUGGAAUUUGCACAAGUGGUUUUGAAUGA
Microthlaspi erraticum is the source of this 2184-nucleotide messenger RNA. The record is from the annotation of a GenBank genome assembly. Lineage: Eukaryota; Viridiplantae; Streptophyta; Magnoliopsida; Brassicales; Brassicaceae.